GCGGGCCCGUCUGCGCACGCGCGCCUCCGCAGUGACGCUGUGGCGACAGGGGCUUUUGUUGGCUCGAAGCCGCCUCCGCUACUCCAAAGGUGUGGACUGCUACAGAACCUGUUUCAGGAGCCUUAGGAGCCACGUACAAGAAACUAGCUUCCUGAAGAAUUCUAAAGUUUUCAUUUGUACAAGCCCACUACUGCAUUAAUAAGAAGGUCAGGAAGAGAAGCUAAGCUAGGAGCACAUCGUGUUUAUUUGCUACCACAACUGACUCCUGAAAAAGAAAGCUUCGUUCCUCAAAUGACACCUGAAGAGAGAUCUUAGGGAGCAAGCAAAAAAGUAAACCUAAGACUGGACUGAAAGGGCAGUAGUAGUCUCUCGGUAACCGAGGAUGACGAUUGUCUUUGUGUGUUUUUGUGCACAAAGACACUUGUGCAUGAAGAUGUAAGUGGAAAAGUCGAUGCACAGAGACAGUCCCACUCUCUCGGCGUUGGAAGCCUGGGUCUUUUAGGAACAAGUAGAGACCACAAAUCUAUACGCUUCAUUGCCCCUACUAGGGAUAACUGACUUUAUACAGAAAAGUCUGGGACACUAGGUCUGGGGCUAAUAAAUCAACUCCAAAGGAAUAAAUUUCUGAAGAAGGAUCAUCUCAGAUGGUAAUAAUGGAACCACAAGAUAGUCCCUACAACCCCAAGUUAAUAGAAACCCAGGAAUGUGAUGCUUGGUUAAAGAAACAACUGGCAAAUGAGGAGAGACAUUUGAGACAAGCAACCAUCACCCACAAUGAAACUCCUAGAGGAGGUCAUGAAUAUAGUCAAUAUGGGAGAAAAUAUAAUCUAAAGUCAACCCUUAUUACAAAACAGAAAAUUCCGAUAGAAAAGACACUACAUAAAUGUGAUAUACAUGGAAAGAACUUAAAACCAAAUUCAGAUAUAAUUAAACAUCAGGAAAAUACAGAGAAGAAAACAUAUAAAUGUAAUGAUUGUGAAAAAGUUUACAAUGACCUCUCAACCCUUACUCAGCAUUAUAUACUUCAUACUGGAGAGAGACCCUACAAAUGUAAUGAUUGUGGGAAAGCUUUCAGUCGGAGUUCAUCCCUUAAUAAGCAUCAGAGGAUUCAUACUGGAGAAAAACCCUAUGAGUGCAAUGAAUGUGGGAAAGCCUUUCUUCAGAGCACACACUUUAUUCAACAUCAGAGAAUUCAUACUGGAGAGAAACCUUAUGGAUGUAAUGAAUGUGGGAAAUCCUUCAGCCAAAGCUCCUAUCUCAAUCAACACCAGAGAAUUCAUACUGGAGAGAAACCUUAUGAAUGUAAUGAUUGUGGGAAAACAUUCAGUCGGAGUGCCCACCUUACUCAACAUCAGAGAAUUCACACUGGAGAGAAACCAUUCAAAUGUGAUGAAUGUGGGAGAGCCUUCAGUCGCAACUCCUCCCUUUUUGAACAUCAGAAAAUUCAUACAGGAGACAAACCCUAUGAGUGUAAUGAAUGUGGCAAGGCCUUCAGCCAGAGCACACUCCUUACUCAGCAUCAAAGAAUUCAUACUGAUGAUAAAUCCUAUAAAUGCAGUGAAUGUGGGAAAGCCUUCAGCCGGAGUUCAUGCCUUUCUAAACACCAGAGAAUCCACACUGGAGAGAAACCCUAUAAUUGUAAUGAAUGUGGGAAAGCUUUUAGUCAAAGCUCAUGCCUUUCUAAACAUCAGAGAAUUCAUACUGGAGAGAAACCCUAUGGAUGUGAUAUAUGUGGAAAAGCUUUUAGUCAGAGCACACACCUUACUGAACAUCAGCUUAUUCAUACUGGAGAAAAACCUUAUGAAUGUAUUAAAUGUGGGAAGAUGUUUAGUCGUAAGUCAUCUCUUCUUGAACAUCAAUUUAUUCACACUGGGGAAAAGCCUUACGAGUGUGUUAAAUGUGGAAAAACAUUUAGUCGAAAAUCAUCCCUUAUUGAGCACCAGUUUAUUCACACUGGAGAGAAACCCUAUAAAUGUAAUGAAUGUGAGAAAACCUUUAGCCAGAGGUCAUGCCUUUCCAAACAUCAGAGAAGUCAUACUGAAGCCAAGCACUAUGAGCUGAAUGAUUCAGGAAAUCAUUGAUAUGUAGUUUGAAUCUCAUAAAAUUUCAGGUAAUUCACGUUUGAGAAUAAUGUAACCCAGUGACUGAGGAAAACUCAACUAAACUUGUCAUUUUGCUAAAUACUUGAGAGUCAAAGCAGCGCAGUUUGUUACCAACUAUAAUGUUGUGUAGGGAUCUGGAAAAGAUAAAGUCUUCCUUUGUAAUCCUGUGCUUCUGUAAAACAUUGGCUGUCAUUUAAUGCUUAGUCAUUCAAAUCUGAUUGAGCAGAAUAAUGACCCAAAAUCCAAAACAAUAAUUAAAUACCAAGUUUUCCAUUAGUAAAAAAAGUUUAAACAUAUUCAAUUUGAAGCAAACUAAUGAAACGUGAAGAAAGUCUUUCAUAGUGAAUGAAAAAUUAAACAUGUUCAAAUCUAUGUCCAAAACAUUAUAUUUCUAUAAUUUAAAUCUAUCUCUCUGUUUAGCCUCUCUAGCACCAAAACCUGCACAUAACUAUUAUGUGUGUAUGCAUUCAAUUUUUUUUUAAAAAUCCAGGCUUAUCAAUUCAGAACUGUAGUCCAUUUUAUGUGAGUUCUUAUCCAUUUAUUUCCAUUGUAUCUUCUACACAUAGUUUUGUUUUUUAAGUCAUACAAGGUUCAAGAUACCUUCAUUUGUUCCAUAUGAUUCCUAACUCAUAGUGUUCAAGGUUUACGUACAAUUUUUUCCUUUCAUUUCUUCCCAUGCCACUUCUUACUUUUCCCUCCUUUCUUCAUUUUUUACAUAAGACAGAGAUUGAGGCAUUACCAAGCAGAAAAGUUAACAGUUAAAUUGUCCAUGUUAAAGCCUUGUGUCUCUCUAAUUCUUGGAGUUUUACAUAGUGCUUUCUUCACAAUACCCCUGUGAACAGGACCUAGAAUAUUAUUACUCAUAAAAGUGAUAUUCCAAACACUGGUCACAAUAAUUACAGAAGCCCAGACUUUUCAACUGAAUCAUUCAGAAGCAAUAGCAAAGCUGAGAUAUAGCUAUCAAAUUACUCAUCCCACCUCAUUCAAAGUGAAUAUUUUAGUUAGAUGAGAACACAAUCAAUCAAGGACAUUUCAUGAUGUUUGAGAAGUCUGAUCAAUUUGUAAGAGUAAAAGCCACUCGAUACACUGGAUUGAUGCUGUGUAGACGUAUUGGUGUUGGCUAAAAAGCCUUGGCUAUGCCUUAUAAGUCUUCUAUAAAAGAACAGACCAGUUUCAACCCAUGAUUUGAGUCUUACAGCAUUGAGAAGAAAAGAGUUCUAGCCAAGUCCCUGAGAAAAAAACACAGAGGAGCUGGAUGAAGGAGAUGAUCUGUUUCCUUCCCUCUCCCAUGACUUAAAAGGAAGACAUUGUGAACUUGGAAAGGUGUGAGGACUUGGACAUCCUAGCAGUAUGCCCAGAACAUCGGCAGCUGAUAGCUGUGUCUGCUUUGAGCCAAUCACAAAUUAGACAUAAUGAAGAAUAGCAGCUUCAGAACUCUACCAGAAGCCCACCUGAAAGCUACACCAUUGUUACAAAAGAACUUCAUAAAGCCACACAAAUAGGAGAAAGGCACUUACAAGAAAAUGACGAUGGGACCUCUUUGCUGCUCUGUGGUUUCAUAUAUGCUUUUGAUAGUGUACCCCAACGCAGAGGGGAUGUUUGGUGCUGUUUUUAAUGCCCCUUGGUAAAUAACUUUUUAAAAGCUAAUCAAAUUUUUUUCUGGCUAAUUGACAUUAACUGCUAACCACGUAAAGUCACUAGUGGAGACUUGAGCUGUAGUACCAGAGAAACAACUCCACCCCCAAUCUUUAGAAUUCUUAGGGGAGUAGCAACGCUCUGGGGACCCAGCCUGGGAAAUAGUAGCCCAAGAAUAUGUGCAACAACUCCCAUUUCAUACAAAAUGAACCAGCUCUUGUGGAGUUGAAACUUACCAAAAUUCACACCAAUAAUGUCAAAGUGAGAAGUUUCAAAACUGAAAACAACUUAAAAAAUACAUAUUUUUGUUCACAAAAAAAUACUGUUUGAAAUAUUUAGAAAUUUCAGGAAGACCAGCAGAUUAUGGGUAACAGGUGAAUUUAAAAGGACAAAGAACAGUCCAUCAUUUUGGAAGUACUUCCUAGUAAAGAUAGGUUUUCAAUAGACUCUUCCUUCUGUAUGGAGUUAAAACAUUUUGUCCGAGGGUCACAAAUCUCACCAAAUCCCCUAGUUUUCCCAAACCUCCCCCAGGCUCCUUAAAAGGGCCUCCAAAUGACUAAAGCUGCUUCUUCACAAAAAAGAGCCCAUACUUUCCCUAUAUAUUGUUCAAGGGCCUCAUUCCUUGGUUGAAGAAGGGCCAUUUUGAAUAAUGAAUUUUCCAAAGCCACUAGUUAGAAAUCCUGCCAAUUGUGCCAAAAUACUGCAGUUGGUCUCUUCCCCCAAUCUCUUCUUGCCCCCUUUCCAUUUGAAAGUAGAACGUUUUGAAGAUUAGUCUCUUCACUCAGAUAUCUCCUAUUUCAAGUUUUCAUUUGAUAGUCUUUUCUCUGGUUGUGCCCUUCUUGGUAGAAAGCACGCCACCACUUUCACCUUGCCUGUUUGUCUCCAACUUUGCUUAGACACUGGUUUGAGCACAUAUUUCAGCUAAAGCUAAGGGUAAAGUUGUUUAAGAAAGAGCCUCAAUAAAAUGUUGAAAUUCAUUUUUAUGA
Monodelphis domestica (gray short-tailed opossum) is the source of this 4723-nucleotide messenger RNA. NCBI's taxonomy places the organism in Eukaryota, Metazoa, Chordata, Mammalia, Didelphimorphia, Didelphidae. The record is from RefSeq and is a predicted model, not a curated record.